Molecule: messenger RNA, 1152 nt
Organism: Auanema sp. JU1783
Lineage: Eukaryota; Metazoa; Nematoda; Chromadorea; Rhabditida; Rhabditidae
Source: the annotation of a GenBank genome assembly
AUGGCCUAUCAUCGAGGAAUGAAGCGAAAGUUCGACAGAAUAUCAGGGUUAACUUCAGUUGUGGAUAAGUAUCGCGGACUAGAUCAAUCCGGAAUGGUUCAGGUUUGUUAUAUCUGGAUUGAUGGAACUGGUGAACAUCUCAGAUCUAAAACGAAAACACUAGACUUCGAACCACGUACUCCAGACGAAAUUCCUAUUUGGAACUUUGAUGGAACGUCUACGGGUCAGGCGGUUGGUGAUAUAUCGGACAUUUUUUUGAAGCCUGUGGCUAUCUUCCGUGAUCCAUUUCGCCCGGGGCCAAAUAAACUUGUUCUUUGUGAAACAUUGGACAGUGAGUACCAGGCUACUCCCACCAAUAAUAGGAGGGAAUGUCUUCAAGUAAUGGAGAAAGCAGCUGAUCAGAAGCCUUGGUUUGGAAUGGAGCAGGAGUACACUUUACUCGAUAUUGACCGGCAUCCUUAUGGAUGGCCUAAACAUGGCUACCCUGCCCCUCAGGGUCCCUACUAUUGUGGGGUUGGUGCAGAUAAAGUUUAUGGGAGAGAACUAGUAGAAGCUCAUUUCCGAGCAUGUAUGUAUGCCGGAAUAAAGAUUAGUGGAAUAAAUGCCGAAACUAUGCCAGCGCAGUGGGAGUAUCAAGUCGGCCCUUGUUUAGGAAUCCAAAUGGGAGAUCAACUCUGGGUCGCCAGAUAUAUCAUGCACAGGAUAUGUGAAGACUUUGGAGUAAUUUGCUCUCUGGAUCCUAAACCCAUUCUUGGAGAUUGGAAUGGGGCUGGAUGUCAUUGUAACUUCUCUACCGAAAAGAUGAGAGAUCCAAGUGGCUACAAAUAUAUCGAAGAAGCUAUUCAAAGAUUGUCCGACGUUCAUCUUGAGCACAUUGCCUAUUACGAUCCUCACGGAGGGAGAGACAACGAGCGCCGACUCACAGGCGCGCAUGAGACUGAAAACAUUGAUGCCUUUUCCUCUGGAGUUGCCAACCGGCAAUGUUCGAUUCGUAUACCAAAGCAGGUUUACGAUAAUAAAUGUGGCUACCUUGAGGAUAGAAGGCCUUCUUCCAAUUGUGAUCCUUAUACUGUUACUGCCGCGCUCGUCAAAACUUGUUGUCUCUCAGGAGCAGAUCGAAAACUGUCUAUGACUUAUGUACCAAAUUUCUGA